Molecule: messenger RNA, 1152 nt
Organism: Caenorhabditis briggsae
Lineage: Eukaryota; Metazoa; Nematoda; Chromadorea; Rhabditida; Rhabditidae
Gene: Cbr-abu-10
Product: Protein CBR-ABU-10
Exons: 7
Coding region: 1-1152 (383 amino acids)
Source: RefSeq, a predicted model, not a curated record
AUGUUCCGCUCGGCUUUUUCUAUCCUGGCUAUUGUAGCUUUGGCUCUUUCCGCUCCAACACUUCGUGAGAAGCGUCAAGCUUGCUCAUGCGCCCCAGUUCAACAGCAACCAUCAUGCUGUCAGCAACAAUCCACCAUUAACGUCCAGGUUCAAUACACCCAGACCCAGAUCCAACAACAAGCCCCAGCUCAGGACCCAUGCGCUUGCCAGCAGCAGCCUGCUUGCGACUGUGCUCCAGUCCAACAGAACCCAUGUGCUUGCCAACCAGCUCAGCCAGCCUGUGAUUGUGCUCCAGUUCAACAAAACCCAUGCUGCCAACAAGCUCAACCAUCCUGCGACUGCCAGCCACAACAGCAACAGCCAGCCUGCGAUUGUCAACCACAACAGAAUCCAUGCGCUUGCCAGCAACAACAACCAGCCUGCGAUUGCCAGCCACAACAACAGCCAGCCUGCGACUGCGCUCCAGUUCAACAACAGCCAGCUUGUGACUGUCAGCAGAACCCAUCCUGUGUGACCUGCAUUCAAAUCGAAAUCCGUCAAAUCCAACAACAACAGCCAGCCUGCGACUGCGCUCCAGUUCAACAAAAUCCAUGCUGCCAGCAAGCUCAACCAGCCUGUGACUGCCAACCACAACAACAACAGCCAGCCUGUGACUGCCAAGCUCCAGUUCAACAGAAUCCAUGCUGCCAACCAACUCCAGUCCAACAAGCUCCAUGCUGCCAACAAGCUCAGCCAGCCUGCGAUUGCGCCCCAGUCCAACAAGCCCCAUGCUGCCAGCAACAACAGCCAUCCUGCGAUUGCCAACCACAACAACAACAGCCAGCCUGCGACUGCGCUCCAGUCCAACAAGAUCCAUGCGCCUGCCAACAAGCUCAGCCAUCCUGUGAUUGCGCCCAGCCAGCUCAGCCAACUUACCAAGUUCAGGUUCAACAGACUCAACAAAUGAACCAAUGCGUGCCAGCCUGUCAGCCAGCAUGCCAGUCAUCGUGCACCGCUUCUUACUCGAACCAACAAUCCCAGUACUCUUCCGCCACUACUUCCUGCGAUGCCAACCAAUGCGUCUGCCAACGUGGAUACGUCAAGUGCGCCGAGCAGACCUGCUGCCUUAGAUACAGAUACACUAACCGCAAGGCCAAGCGAUCGAUCGCCUAA